Xenopus laevis (African clawed frog) is the source of this 3662-nucleotide messenger RNA. RefSeq names its product ELAV like neuron-specific RNA binding protein 3 L homeolog (gene elavl3.L). NCBI's taxonomy places the organism in Eukaryota, Metazoa, Chordata, Amphibia, Anura, Pipidae. The record is from RefSeq and is a predicted model, not a curated record. The coding region runs from base 461 to 1549 and encodes 362 amino acids. Gene Ontology annotation, biological process: intracellular mRNA localization. The transcript has 7 exons. Gene Ontology annotation, cellular component: cell cortex; ribonucleoprotein complex. Gene Ontology annotation, molecular function: nucleic acid binding; RNA binding.
CGAGGUGUCACCACAUUGGGAUAAAGACACCAGGAGAAUCAUUUCUACCCCUCCCUUUUCCCUUUCACCAAAAUCUUACUACCCCCUCCUCCUCUUUCCAGACAAAGACCCCCCCCCCCACUUACAAACGACACUGUCCCUCAAUUCCUCUUCAGCGCCGAUCUUUCCGUCACUCAUUUCUAUAUAUAUCUAAUUCCUAUUUUGGGAUUUCUUCCCACCUUUACAUUUUGUAUCAAUUUUUGGAAUUAUUGCCCCUUCUUACCAGCUGAGGGAGUAUUUUAAUAAGAUUAUUUUUUACAAUCCGGUUUUCUGAUUCGAUCCCGUGACGGCCGCCGGGAGGGAGCAGGGGAGCGGCGGGGUGGGCAGGUGCACCUCGGACGCCAGGACACUGAGGAAAGGGACAAGAAGGCUAGAGAGACGCAACCGAAAAUCAACAGGAGCCAAUCUACGUUCCCUAAGCAUGGUGACUCAGAUAAUCAGCACCAUGGAGACCCAGGCCAAUAAUGGGCCAGGAUGUGUAGGUAUCCUCAAUGGCACCAACGGGGAAGCCGAUGACAGCAAAACCAACCUGAUCGUUAACUACCUCCCUCAGAACAUGACCCAGGAGGAAUUUAAGAGCCUGUUUGGCAGCAUAGGAGAGAUUGAGUCCUGCAAGCUGGUCAGGGACAAAAUCACAGGUCAGAGCUUGGGGUACGGAUUUGUAAAUUACGUGGACCCAAAUGAUGCAGAUAAAGCAAUAAACACCCUUAAUGGGCUGAAAUUACAGACAAAGACCAUCAAGGUCUCCUAUGCUCGUCCCAGCUCUGCCUCCAUCCGAGAUGCCAAUUUAUAUGUCAGUAGCCUUCCGAAAACUAUGAACCAGAAGGAGAUGGAGCAGCUCUUCUCUCAGUAUGGCAGAAUCAUCACAUCCCGUAUCCUGGUGGAUCAAGUGACAGGUGUUUCUCGAGGUGUGGGCUUUAUCCGGUUUGAUAAGAGAAUAGAGGCAGAAGAGGCUAUUAAAGGCCUUAAUGGACAGAAACCACUUGGUGCCAGUGAACCAAUCACAGUGAAAUUUGCCAACAAUCCCAGUCAGAAAACAGGACAGGCGCUACUCACACACUUAUACCAAACUACAGCCCGGAGGUACACAGGACCCUUACACCAUCAGACUCAGAGAUUCAGGCUGGACUCUUUAAUAAACAUGGCGUAUGGUGUCAAAAGUCCGCUUUCUAUCCUCCCCAGGUUCUCACCCAUCACCAUAGACAGUGUUACCAACCUUGCCGGCGUCAGCCUUACUGGUCCCACCACUGCUGGUUGGUGCAUCUUUGUCUACAACUUGUCCCCCGAGGCAGAUGAGAGUGUCCUGUGGCAGCUGUUUGGACCAUUUGGAGCAGUGACAAACGUCAAAGUGAUCCGGGACUUCACAACCAACAAGUGCAAAGGUUUUGGAUUCGUCACCAUGACAAACUACGAUGAAGCUGCCAUGGCUAUCGCUAGCCUCAACGGAUACCGCCUGGGAGACCGGGUCCUGCAAGUGUCAUUCAAAACCAGUAAACAGCACAAAGCCUGAAGGGAAAUAUCAUAAGGAAAGGGAGUGAGAGGCAGGAGUGGAGAGAGAGAGAGAUAGAGGGAAGUGGAAGAUAGAGGAGCAAAUAUGGAGAGUCACCUCUAAGGCUGUGACCCAAAGCAAAGAGUCUGGCACAAGACACCAAGCUUAUAUCUUGUAGGAAUCAUGCAUGGAGUCUUGAUUUAGAAACCAGCUUCUUUGUGGUUCUGACACAGUCCCAAUUUCUGCGGCUGGAUAGGGGUAAUCCCAAAGUAGAAAUAAGAUCUUGACAUGGCUGUACAAUAAUGUUGUAUUACUCUCUCUCCGGCAGUGAACGGGUUAAUCUUCUGCCCUCUCAGACACCGAAAACCAUUAACCCAUCUGCUCCCGUGACUAUUUUCUGAGCUCCCUGCACCCCACUCUCUCCACCUCCCUAACUUCACGCUUUUACGUAAAGGAGAUUAUAAACAAAGAAAUGAGACGGGCGCAGCAGACAUUUAAGAAAUAAAAAAAAGAUAUAUUUUUAUAGAAAAUCAUUUAAAAAAAAUCCCGCGAGCAGUCAGAACCUUCAUACCUGUCCAAAAAUAAGAGAAGCCCACUGGGCACAAUUUGUGCUUUUAAUUCCCUAAUGUGGGUUCUGAAAUAAAAAAAAGAAAUAAAUAAAAGAAAUCCUAUUUUUUUACAGACAAGAAUAACCAAUGAACACUCAGCCCCAGUGGGAUUGUGCUGUUCAGUUCCAUCUUUCUCAGUAGGUUUCAUUCAGUCUCCAUUGCUUGUGUACAAGAGGCCUCCAUUUUAGGGAAUUAAAAGCCAGGAAACGAUUAUAUGUUUUAAAAAUGAGGGUAAACAAAAAUAGCAUGUAUUUUUAUUAAUAUUCUGUUUUCUUACUAAAUAUCGCACCAGGUUUUGGUGGAGGGGGGGAUAUUGGAAUAAAAAAAAUCUGGAUUCGAUUGAAGUUCAACGAUUAUCGCUCCAGCCCCACUUAUCCUGGGAAAUUUGGCUAAAAAAUUUGAAAAAGAAAAGAAACAAAAAUUUAAAGUAAAUUUGCAGCAAUUAAAUCUUCCAUUUGGUAAACAUAGAAGAUAUAUUUUUUAGGGAUUUCUUUUCUUAAAACAACAGACCCAUGAUCCCCCAAAAUGUAAAAGUGUUGUAUAGAAAUAUAUUUUAGACAAAAACUAAUAUAAGGUCUGCUUUGGACUAAAGCAAAAUUACUCUAAAAAUGAGACAGAAAUUAUUCCAGAAGCGCAGUCCUGAUUCUUUUAUAAUGAAAAUCAUUGAAAACUAUUUUUCUGCAAUGUUAAAAUACGAUGUGAUCCGAUUAGAAAUUGACUGAAUUUAUCAUUUUUGGUAACACAAAACACAAAACUUUCUGCCAAAUGCUGAACCAAAUCCAAAACCCUAAUUUGAAAAUUCACAUUUGAAAACAAUAAUGAAAACAUCUUAACGGAUAAUGCAAUCUGAUUAGGGAUGCACUGAAUUCAUAAUAUUCAGAUUUUGGCUGAUUACUGAAUUCUCCACAAACGUUUUUGCCGAAUACCCAACCAAAUCUAAACACUGAUUUAAAAAUUUGAAAAAAACAGGAUCAUCUGUGAUCAAAAUAUUGCCAUGUUCAGUUGUCCAUAUGGCUUUACAGGUUAAGAAUCAGUCAAGCUCAUUUUAAAGUUUAUUAAAAUUAAAUAACAUUUUUCUAAUUUACAAAAAAUGUUAACAUGUUUUUUUUCUAGAUUGCCAGCAAAAACUUGAUUCGAGAAAAACAGAAUCAUUUUAAAUUGUGUGAAAAAACUAGAUUGAACUAAAAUCACUUUCUGUUAUUCAUUUUCAACGACUCUAUAAUAACCUCUUUUGAAAUUUUAAUAUGGCUUGGCAUUUUGAAAAUAUAUUUUCAAAUCUAUUGGAGAUUGAUUUCUACAGAAACUUGCCAGGUUUUAUCCGAUGAAUUCUUAAAUUUGCGUUACUUUUUUAAAUUAGAUACAUCUUGAACAUUCGAAAUCAGAAAACUCUCAUUUAGAAAUAAGUGUGAUCAUAGUUUUUUCCUAGUUGAAUUGUGGAAAUAAACUACAAUAUUGAAUUCUAAUAAAUCAGCAUCUUAAAGGGAUACUGUCAUGGGAAAACAUGUUUUUUUCAAAACACAUCAGUU